AUGAGUGAGUCGGACGAAGACAUUUAUAUAACACAAAAUAAGUUUAGCGGCGUGGUAUUUCCAACAAGUGAGUUGGAUGAAAUUCUCGGUAAUACAGCAGGAGAGUUUGUUUACGAUAACGAAAGCGAAAAACAAUCUCUGGACAAGCGUAUCGAAGCGACAAGUUUUUCGAGAGGAGUUACCGCCCUAAAUGACUCAGGUGUUGGCGAGAAAUAGCGAACGCAUACCACUAAACACUAAAAAGACAACAUUGUGGUGUUUAAAUGUUUGGGACGAGUGGCGAAAUGAACGAAAUACUGCUACAGAGAAUUCUGCUGAUGCUGGUGACCGAUUUCGCGUAGUUCCGCCAGCCGAUUUGUUACAUUUAUGUAGUGACUACGAACUGUGUUUCUGGCUGAGCAAAUUUGUUUACGAGGUUCGUAAGAGAGGGGGUGACGAAUAUCCGCCAAAUAGCAUAUACCAAGUGUGUGUUGGUAUUCAAAGACAUUUAAGAGAUAAUUAUAGGCCAGAACUAGAAAUAUUCAAACAUGCGAAUUUCAAGAUUUUUCAAGAUGCUAUCGAUUCGCAGAUGAAAUCAUUGACAAGAAAAGGAGUCGGGGUGACAAAAAAGCAAGCAGAGCCAAUUAUGGCACAUGAAGAAGAGAUGUUGUGGGCAAAGGGUCUGUUGGAAGAUGCUGACCCGAGAACUUUGCUUAAUACUCUUGUGUUUUUGUUUGGAAAAUUCUUUGCCCUGCGAAGCGGAGAAGAACACAGGAACUUGACAUUCAUGCAGCUCAAUGUAGUUGGAGGUGAUGAGACAGAACGAGAAAGACUGCAGUACAGAUGUCAUGGAGAGAAGAAUCAUGGACGUGGUAUUAAAGAUCGAAGGGUCAAACCAAAAGUCGUUGAACAGCAUAUCAAUCUAGAGCAAAGUGAAAGGUGUGUUGUGAGAUUAUUUAAAAAACAUAUUUCAAAAUGCCCAGAAAAUAUUAAGCGUAAUGAAGUGUUUUAUCUUACACCAAUAAAAAACUGUAAACCUGCAAGUGAAGUGUGGUACACUAAAGUGCCAAUCGGCAAAAAUACUCUUCGUAAUGUAGUUUCAAAUUUGUGUAAAGAGGCUGGAAUUGAAGGGUAUAAAACGAAUCAUACUUUAAGAGCAGCAGCUUGCUCGUUAGCGUUGUCGAAAGGGGUGCCUGAAAAAUUAAUUAUGGAUCGAACAGGCCAUAAAAGUUUAACUUCACUACACACAUAUCAAAGAGUUAGUGCAAAAGAUAAGGAGUCUGUUUCUGACAUUUUGCAGGGAGGAAAGGACUGUUUUAUGGACGAGCCAAUUACAAAAAAAGCCAAAGUAGAUAAGAGUGCUAAGGAGGGUAAACCGUGUAAUAUCAAUUCGACGAAUUGUUCGGUUUUAUUUAAAAUGUAA
This is a messenger RNA of Paramuricea clavata, 1402 nucleotides long. The record is from the annotation of a GenBank genome assembly. Lineage: Eukaryota; Metazoa; Cnidaria; Anthozoa; Malacalcyonacea; Plexauridae.